AUGGUGAGAUGCAUGCUGCACUCUGCCAGGAUGGACCUAUGGUGUUGGGGAGAAGCAUUUAUAUAUGCAGUACAUAUCUGCAACCUCUUGCCCACAUCAGCACUACAAGAAACUGUCCCAAUCCAUGCCUGGGGUGGCCACAAACCAGACAUAUCCCACCUAUGCAUUUUUGGCUCAACUGCUUAUGCAAAUAUUCUGAAGAAAGUUCAUGGGGAAAAGCUUGUUGCAAAUUUCUUGGGCAUGUGA
This is a messenger RNA of Pisolithus orientalis, 246 nucleotides long. RefSeq lists its product as uncharacterized. The record is from RefSeq and is a predicted model, not a curated record. NCBI's taxonomy places the organism in Eukaryota, Fungi, Basidiomycota, Agaricomycetes, Boletales, Pisolithaceae. Bases 1 to 246 code for a protein of 81 amino acids. The transcript has a single exon.